ACCAUACACAGAUGGCGCAAGACACACUUUUUCAAGACGAAUUCCCUUGCUCGACCACGAGGGGUCUUUUUCCUAUAAGUAUUGAUACUCACGAUGUCGAAUGCUGUAGCAGCAAAGCCCCAGGAGGGCAAGAAGGCCCAGGGAAAACCCAGGAAUUACGACCUGGGUAAUGGAAUUAACAGGUUCUCCAGGGCCCGUAUGUUCCAUAAAAAGGCCAUUUACAAGUUCUUGGGCAAAACUACUCCCAAAAAGGUUGUUGAGAAGAAGGCUGUUACCGUCGAGAAGCAAAUUGGUGGUGAGAAAAAUGGUCAGACCAGAACUGUUCUUUUGAAGAAGAGAAGGUCCAGCUAUCCUACAGCUGAUUUGAUCAAGAAGAGGCCUGCCAAGAAAUGCUUCUCCCAGCAUGUUCGCCAUUUGAGAGCAAGCAUUGUUCCUGGAACAAUCUUGAUCCUUCUUGCUGGUCCACACAAGGGCAAGCGUGUUGUUUUCAUGAAACAAUUAAAGAGUGGUUUACUCUUAGUUAAUGGUCCAUUCCUCAUCAAUGGAUGCCCACUCAGACGUGUCCAUCAGAACUAUGUCAUUGCCACCAGCACCAAGAUCGAUAUGAGUGGUGUAAAGCUCCCUGAAAAUCUCAAUGAUGAGUACUUCAAAAGAGUGCACGAGAAGAGAGCUAAGAAAGAAGAGGGUGACAUUUUUGCAGUUAAGAAGACAAAAUAUGUACCUUCUGCUCAAAGAAAAGUUGACCAAAAACUGGUUGACUCAAUGAUUGUUGAUGCCAUCAAAAAAUCUGGAGAAAAGAAGACAAUGUUUGCUUAUCUUGCAACUAUGUUUGGACUGCGCAGCAGCCAGUACCCUCAUAGAAUGAAGUUUUAAAUAAAUUAAUUUUAUUUUGAGAGUAAAAUUUUUUUAACAUCAA
Messenger RNA from Trichogramma pretiosum, 916 nucleotides. Its product is annotated as 60S ribosomal protein L6-like. The transcript has 4 exons. Gene Ontology annotation, cellular component: ribosome; cytosolic large ribosomal subunit. NCBI's taxonomy places the organism in Eukaryota, Metazoa, Arthropoda, Insecta, Hymenoptera, Trichogrammatidae. Gene Ontology annotation, molecular function: structural constituent of ribosome; RNA binding. Gene Ontology annotation, biological process: ribosomal large subunit assembly; cytoplasmic translation. The record is from RefSeq and is a predicted model, not a curated record. Bases 94 to 873 code for a protein of 259 amino acids.